Jaminaea rosea is the source of this 4529-nucleotide messenger RNA. RefSeq lists its product as hypothetical. The transcript has a single exon. Lineage: Eukaryota; Fungi; Basidiomycota; Exobasidiomycetes; Microstromatales. The record is from RefSeq and is a predicted model, not a curated record. The coding region runs from base 303 to 4289 and encodes 1328 amino acids.
UCGCGCCCGCCGGCCUCGACCCCCUUGCUCAUCACCACAUCACCACCACCAACCAACUACUGUACAACGAGCGAUCAGCGUGGGUGCGCGCGAGCUCCUACAUCUUGAUACCCACAUAGCGAAGCACAAUUUCCUCGCGAGCCCCUUGCACGCCAUCACCUGUCCGCUCCUGUGAGCCCUCAUCCUCCUCAAAUCACUCAUCUCCCCAUUUCCGCUCCACGCCCAAGCCGCGGCCGCUCCCCGUCGCUGCUCAUUCGUUAACACCUUCACACCUAGCCAUCUCAAUCGCCAUUCGCCCGGGCAUGUCUGUGGCUGCUCGCCGCCACGAGACGACGAUGCCACAUAAUCCACCACAGUAUCGCCAUCAAAGCGGCGGCAUGUCCUCGACGCCGUCCAAGAACGAGCGACUUGCUCAAGCCCUAGCAGCUCGCGAGACCGAGGCCCGCCUCCAUCGCAAAGGUUCAUCAGCUUCGUCCGCGUCCGAGGAUCAAUUUCGUGACGUGCAGGACGACUUCCCAGCAGGAGACGGGGAUGAGGGCGAUGGGGACCACGAUGGGGCUGCAUUCACUACGCCAUCAUUGGGACAAGGAGGGAAGCGCAGCAUCGAUACAGCGUGGGACGAGAGCGAGUUCCAACGCCAGGCUGCCGAUCGCAUGAGCAAGUACUCGAUGAUGACACGGUACGAUGGGGAGGGAGAAGGAGAUGACGAUGUCGAGGCCAACGAUGUCACGUACGGCCACAACCGUACAGGAUCAGUAGGCAGCAGCAUCUGGGCAGGACAAGGCGCCUUGUCGCCCACGUCCAAGGACUUUCCGACGACGCAGAAUGGCCAGAGCCCUGCUCGCGGUAGCACAAAGAAAAAGGGCGGCAACAAUGCCAACAUCGUCCCUCCCAUUCCCACCUCGAGCGCUGCUUUCCAACACUUCCGCAACGAAGGCGUCACCGCCUCGCCACCCUUAUUUGGCGACGACGACGGGCCCUUUGGUCGGCCCGACGAGGGUGAAGACUUGCGCUCCGCAUUCAAUACACCUAAUCCAGACGCAGACGAAAGCAGAUUCGCCUCGACAUCAUCGCGCUGCACUGCCCCCACUCGCGCGCUGCCUGCCAUCCCGAAUGGCAAGCCUGGCAAAUUGAGCGCACAACGCAAGGGCAGAUCGAAGCGGUCGCCGGUCCUCUCGUACGACGGGGCAGCAGAGGACGAAGAGCGUAAGAUCAGGGCAUCCGGUUACGAGGACGAGGACGACGACGCGAGAGAGCAGCUUGGCGAAGAGCAGGCACGUCGUGACGACAGUAAUGCCGCUCUGGAGCGACACAUCUCUCACCUUGGACCCAAGGUCCGCAAACACGAGCCUGCACCGUGGGAGAUGCAGGGGGACGAUGAAUCCGAGGCGGCGUCAUACAGGUCAUCUCCGAUGCCUGCUUCUCCCCAACCUCAAUCAGCUUGGGCGAAGCUGACACGCGGGUCGCUGGACGUGCGUGAGCGAGAGGCUACUGACGCUCGAAGAGGACUCGGCCUCGGCGUCAACCUCAGAAGACCCAGCGGCGACACACGGCGGCCAUCGCCCGAAGGCAGCGACAGCCCCGCGUACCGACAGAGGCAGCUCAGUCAGCAGAGCGCCGCAACCUCUUCGCGUCCUCGCCACCCACUUGAGCACUCCAGCAGUAGCGGCAGCGGCGGCGGCAUCCCAGCUCGUGAUGAAGCGCUCGUCAGCCAUCCCUCACAGGGGUCACUACCUUCGGUCGUUUCCAUGCCUACAACACCCACCGCCUCGUCCAACCUGACCGCAAGUCAGAGUGCGCACCCUCCGAUUCCUCCGAUCCCAUACAACAGUCGUCGCCCCUCUGACUCAGUGUACUCGACGACCUCUACCGUUUCCGGUCCAGGCACGCCAGGCAAACCGCGCCCGAGAACAAAGUCAGUCAGCAAGGUGUUGAAGGGGCUCGGCAUCGGCGGCAGCGGCGAGACAACCUCGCAGCACGAGGGUGGUACGCAGUCCAACAAGCUGGCAAAGGCGCUGAAGAAGAAGGGAGAGCGCAAUGAGCUCAGUCUCGCGCAGGGCAUCAGCUCGGACGACUUCAAGGAUCGUUCACCAGUCCCAGCAGAUGGCGAGCCCGAGUUCGACUUGGCGACGCUGCGCUCUGGAGCAAACAAGAACCUCGUCAAUCCACUGACAGGGCGGCCUUCAGCCACUGGACCUCUUCUGGGUGCUCAUCAGCCGGACGCAGGCCGAUCAACGAGCUCCCUAUCCGGCCAGAUACCAUCGAUUUCCACGGCAGAUGGAUCAAUAGACAGCGGCGUAUCAUACAGCAGCGCUCAGCCCUCUGAUGCUUCACAUCUUACGCGUGCUACCACGCACUCGGCCCUCAACAGUGGUGCCGCCGAUGCGAGUCAUUCAUAUUCCAGCAAGGCCACGAGCUACGGCACAGCAGACUCGUCGUCGACGAGCAAGGGCGGACUCGCUCCUGUCGACGCUAUGAGUCGCGGCAGCGUCAGCCCAUCGCCGUCUCGCCAAUUGUCUCCCUCCCCUGUAGGCUCUGCGUACGCUACACCGCCGUUGAGCAGCACUCACGCCGAAAGCCACGCUGCUAAGCGCCAGGAAAGUCUCGAAUCGACUAGGGGCCUCGCCGCCGAGCAUACGAUGGACACCAUGCGCGCAGGUUCGGCUACGCCCACAGCCAGCGGGAUCCUAGGCAGUCACGCAGCAAAAGCCCAGCAGAACAUCGAGCGUCGUUCCUCACCUCAGCCUCCGAGCCCGGCGAUCGAGCGGACCGCUUUGCCCCAACCGGGGUCACAUGAGGGGGUAAGCUACAAGCUCAUUUCCCUUGAGCAGGCUCAAGCGGAGGCGAAGGCUCGUCAGCAGGGCUACGCCCUCCAGCGCUCAGGCAGCUAUACUGGUGAGCAGGACUCAUCGACUUCAUCCUCGGGCGAGCACGGCCGCGUCUCAGCUGGGUCGGCUGCUAUGGCGUCGGAGCGAUCACAUUCAUCCCUCGGUGGUCACAGCGAGAGCGAAAGUGGUAUCAAGGGAGGGGUCGCAUCGUCGGGAGCAGGAGGUAAGGGCCUGAAAGGCAAGAAGAGCGGGAUCCUGCGCAUGUUCAACCGGGGUAGCGAGAAGAACGCGAGUGACGAGGGUAGCAGCGCGGCGCCCCCGCCGAUGCCCACUGCUCCUUCCGCGCGAGGGCCAGACUUCAAGCUGCCCGCCGAAGGCAGAGAGGUCGACGAGGGUGGAGACAAGCUUGGCGAUUUUACCAGCAGCAGCAAGAGCAGCAAUGGCCUAGCGGCCCCUGCUCUGGCUUCCAUUCGGCCCGUCUCCAGCAUGCUUGCCGGCUUCUCACCGGCCUUUAUCGGAGAUGACAAGCCCACCACGACGCCCGGCCUCUCACCUGUCGAAGCAGCUGCGAGCGCUCUCGAGGGCAAGCAAUCGCUGCCUGCUACCAAGGCAAAUCAGUUGGCAAGCUCUCGCGGCCACUCACCUGCGGACAUUGCCAUUCCUGCCGCCUCUGAGCGCAAGUCGCGCGAUCAGGCUAAGACGCCUACGGAUGGGUCUGGGGCAAGGGAGAGUAGCGUUUUCCAUUCGCCCGCGACAAGCCCAGGGCACCUGCCCAUGAACGCUGCCACGAAUGGGGCGUUGUCAGGUCGAGAUGAUGGAUCAGCUGAUGAUAGCAUGCUGCUCCCUUUGAGACCCAGUAAAGCACCGCAGCGCUCAGGCAGCGAGAGUGGACAGACGCUCGCCCUGCCCGCGUCAGGCAAUGGUCCAGAUGCUCGAUCAAGGCAGCUCAGCGUUGGCGGAAGCAGUAGCACCACUCGUGCCGAGUGGGAGCGUGAGCGCACCCCGUCAGCGCACAGUUCCGAGUUAGAGCCAUCCAAUCCUCACCUCGAAGUAGUCAACGGCUUCCCUGCUGCGCCCGCCUCACCCUCCCCGUCCUCUGCGGCAGGUACAGACAGCAACGAUGUGACCCUCGCAGUCAAGAACCGUGUCGCGACAAUCGAAGCGCAAAUGGCUGCUCUGGUUGACGAGCUUCGCCACCUUCGUGCCACGCACAUGCCUCCGCAGAGCAGCUCCUCGCUACCACCGCCAACUUCAGCCACCUCUUCUGCCGAUGGUGGAGCCGGCUCCAGCCCCAUACCAAGUUGCGACAGCUGUGGCUGCAAUUGUGCUGAUAUGCGAAGGCUUCAAGCGGAGAACGAGAUGCAGGUCCUCAAGGGGCUUGGGACGAGCGUCAUGGAUCGAGGGCGGGGCGUAAAGAAGAGACACGACGAGACUAUUGCAACUAGGUUUGGAGGGCUGUGAGGGGGCGGGGACAGGAGAAGAAUAGCAUUCCAGGACGAUUGGAGCAGACACGACGACGAUCGAUGGAUGGAUGACGACCACCUAUUUGAAUAAUACCCUACCUGACCACUCUACUGCCCUAAUACAAGGAACGGCAACGUUAACCUUUGUACUUUCUCUCUCUCUCGCGACCGACUCGUUCUCACUACUCGCUAUCCUCUCUAUAUCCCUCCGCAAAUCUCCAUCGACAUGCAUACCUCA